Messenger RNA from Drosophila albomicans, 6986 nucleotides. RefSeq lists its product as uncharacterized. The record is from RefSeq and is a predicted model, not a curated record. Gene Ontology annotation, molecular function: protein binding. Lineage: Eukaryota; Metazoa; Arthropoda; Insecta; Diptera; Drosophilidae. The coding region runs from base 1209 to 4052 and encodes 947 amino acids. The transcript is spliced from 6 exons.
AUGCAAAAGCAAAGCCGAACGACGCGGACGUGCAUAGUGGUUAUACGGUUGCGGUAGCGAGAACGGGACAGCGUGUGUGUGUGCGACGACACAAAUUCGUAAUCUAAAUCGAAAUAAUAAUAUCAAGAAUAUCGUGUAAAUAAAUUCUAAUACGCCGGUUUUGCAACUCCAUUCAUCGCGAACGAAGUAAAAGCGAAAGAAAAGAAAGAAAUUCACGGCCAAAAAAAGCCGCAAAAUGCGCGCGUGUUUCUUGUAACCAAAAGCAAAGUUAAUUCGAAAAAGAAGAAGAAGCAGCAGCUGCAAGCGAAGCAAGCAAAUCAAUUCUUCAGCUGCAGCAGCAUUGUUUUUUUUUAUUGUUGUUCUUGUUUUUUUUUGUUGUUUUGAAAAGUGAGUGAGCGUUGAAAAUGCAAUUGAGAAAUGCAUAAUUAAUUAAUACAUAAUUCAAAAGCGCUACAAAAAAAGAAAAAAGAAAAGAAAAAACGCAAAAGAGAAACAGGAGCAAAGUGGUGAAGCCCGAAAAAACGGAAAGCAAAAAGAAAAAAAAGUGUUUCAAAUUGUGAAUCCUUCGAGGGAAUAUCCAUGGAUCGCAGCCAUUUGCCAUGCAAAUUCUUAACAAUAAGAUUGCCAUCAUCGAAGCCAUCAACGUUGUUUGUGUCGCCAGCUAACGGUCAAAGUUGAAAGUGAGCAGCAAAACAAAAAGCACAGCAACAACUACGUGCAAAAAAAAAAAGUCAUCGCCAUAAACUUCGGCCCUACGUCAGCGUCAAUAUUGUACGCGUUGAAUUCAAUCGAACGUCAGCGUCAACGCCAACGUCAGCGUCGCUGCAGCAGCCAAAACAGCUGAUUAACAUGCUGUUCAUGCCGUAACGGCUGGAAACUGCACUGCUAAUUGCCCACAACAACAAUAAGAAGAAGGAGACGAAGAAGGAGAACAAGCGAAAACCACAACAACAAAAAGGGUUGCAUUAAUUAAUCACAGUUUUAGCUGUCGCAAACAACAACAAGAGUAAGGCGAAGGAAAGCGAAAGGGAAGCACACGAAUCAAAUUAACAAAAGGAUUAAAAAGCUGAACGCCAAGCGAGACAGAGAGAGAGCGAGAGAGAGCGCUAAUACGCUGAGAUCAAGGCGACGCUCAAGCCAAGCUUUGCUUGGUGCGUGUGUGUGAGUGUGCGAGAGUGUGUGUGAAGCAAAGAGAGAGAAAAACAAAAAUGAGGCUGCCGCUGUUAACGCUGCUGUUAACGCAGCUAACAGUGCUGCUGCUGCUGCUAACAGAGGCGACAGUGGGCAACACGCAUCCCGACUGGAUACAGAACUGCAGCAAUUGCCAUUGUCAUUGGAAUUCGGGCAAAAAGACCGCCGACUGCAAGGGCAAGAAACUGAUUAAGAUCCCCCAAAACAUGAGCAACGAAAUGCAAGUGAUUGACUUCUCCCAUAAUCAAAUGGCCGAGCUUCGCAACGAGGAAUUCCAGCUGGCGGGUCUACAAAAUCUCCACAAAUUGUAUUUGCGCAAUUGCACCAUUCAGGAGGUGAAUCGCGACGCAUUCCGCGGCCUCACCAUCCUCAUCGAGCUGGACAUGUCGAACAAUCACAUCCGGGAGCUGCAUCCGAAUACGUUCAAGAGCCUCGACAAGUUGCGCAACGUGAUCAUCAACAACAACGAGAUCGAAGUCCUCGAGAGCGGUCUCUUUACCAAAUUGCAUUUCCUGUCGCGUGUCGAGUUCAACAACAACCGCCUGAAGCAGGUCCAACUGAACGUCUUUGGUCGUCUCGAUCUGCUCAAAUCCAUAUCGCUGGAGAGCAAUAAACUGACGCAUUUGAGCAAGGAAACGUUUGCGGAUCUACCGAAAUUAAAUUAUCUCUCGCUGCAGGGAAAUGCAUGGAACUGCAGCUGUGAACUUCAGGAGUUUCGGGACUUUACCAUUGCCAAUCGUCUGUACACGCCACCCACCGAUUGUCACGAUCCUCCGCAACUGCGUGGCAAACUGUGGAGCGAGGUUCCCUCGGAGAAUUUCGCCUGCCGGCCGCGUCUGCUCGGUGAGGUGCUCAACCAUGUGGAGAGCAAUCGGGGAAAUAUUACUCUUCCAUGCCAGUUCAUGGGCAGUCCGCUCCCGAAUGUCACCUGGAUCUACAACAAGCGUCAGCUCAAUCCCAGCCACAAUGAUCCCCAUGUGCGCAUCAACACCAACGAGGUGCAGUCGACGGUGCAACAAAAGUUGACCAAGAUCGUUGUCUCCGAGCUGCACAUCUACAAUGUCCGAUCCUCGGACAAGGGCAUCUACAUCUGUGUGGCCGACAAUCGCGGAGGGAAAGCCGACGGGGAGUUUCAUCUGAUGAUCAACGGUGAUCACAUGGCCAUCACAGGGAAUUCGGAUGGUCUUAGCCUGGGCAUGAGCGGGGCAAUUGGCGCCUCGACCAGCGAUCAACAGACGAGCAUCUUUUUGUUCAUUUGCGUCAUUGCCACCACCGUUUUGGUGGUGCUGAUAUUUCUGGUAUUGGGCCUGUUCUGGUAUUGUCGUCACAUUAAGACCUAUCAGAAGGACAACACCAUCGGUGAUGGUUUAAUCUCGUGCAAACUGGAUAAGACGCAUAACAGCUCCAUGCUGGAGGGUUCGGUCAUUAUGGAGAUGCAAAAGAGCCUCCUCAACGAAGUGAAUCCCGUGGAGAAGCCGCCACGACGCACCGACAUCGAGAGCGUUGACGGUGGCGACGAUGGACAUGAGAUCAAGAAGACGCUGCUCGACGAGACGGCAUACGCCAAUCACUCGCGUGACGACGAAACGCACUCGGUGGCUUUAUCGGACACAACAACGACGCCCCGAUCACGUCACACCUAUGUGGACGAUACGUACGGCAAUAGCUUGCCCCCGGAUCUAUUAGCGUUCCCGGCACGCGUUCCCCCGACCUCACCGUCGAUGCAGUCCUCACAGUCGAACAUCCCCGACCAGGUGCUGUACGGAAUCCGUUCGCCGCCGCCGCUGACGAGUCCCGUGUACGCGCACAUGACACCGCACGGCAUUUAUGGGACCACAACGAUUGCGGCGGCCACACACAACGGAUUCAUGACACUACAGCACCCGAAGUCACGCAAUCUGGCGCUCAUUGCCACCGCAAACAGCCGCCAUCAGUUGCAGCAACAGCAGCAGCAACAACAGGCGCAACAACAGUUGUUGCAUCAGCAUCAGCAAUCGGCAGCAGCAGCAUCUCCAUUUUUGCCCGCACCCGUUGUUUACUCGCCAGCCACCGCGGUGGUGAUGAAACAGGGCUACAUGACAAUUCCCCGCAAGCCGCGUGUCCCCAGCUGGGCGCCAAGCACCUCAGGUGCAGCGGCAGCCGCUGCCGCAGCAGCAUCGCAUGCUGCUGCCACACAGCUGAGCGAGUUCCAAUCACCGACAUCGCCCAAUCCCAGCGAGACGGGCACUGCGACUACGGCGGAGUUGCAGGCGGAACCGGUUUACGAUAAUUUGGGACUUCGGACCACGGCGGGCGGCAACUCGACGUUGAAUCUGCACAAGGCACAAAGCACUCAAGGUGUGGCAACAGCAUCGCCGCAACAGCAACAGCAGCAACAGUACACGAUGAGGGAUCGUCCGUUGCCGGCCACGCCCAGUUUGACGUCGGUGGCAUCGGCGGCGAAUGCGAGCAAGAUCUAUGAGCCGAUACACGAGUUGAUCCAGCAACAGCAGGCGAUGCAAGCACAGCAGCAACAGUUGCAGCAACAACAGCAGCAGCAACAGCAACAGCAACUGUACAACUCGGAGACGGAGCCAUUGUAUGGAGCCAGGCAUCAUGGCAUCACGAUAUUGCCGGGCUCAAGCAUCAGCGGUGCUGGCCUCGGUUCCCCAUCGUCCGUCUCCGCCUCCGUUGUAUCGGGUGCUCUGGGUGGAUCACCGACGCAUGGAGCGCAAGGCGCGGACUCGCCGAAGAUAGCAAAGAUACCACCGCGACCACCACCGAAGCCCAAGAAGAAAAUGUCCGUGACGGCGACGCGCAGCGGCCAAGGCAGCACAAGUCAGCUGUUCGAUGAUGAGGGCGAGGAUGGCACCGAGGUUUAGUUUGGUCAUUGCCACAAGCAAUGCCACGUAACGACGAAUUCAUCAUUCGAAAUGCCUUUUUAGCAGAAUCAGAAACCGAAGCAGAAGCAGAAGCAGCAGAAAAAGAAAAAGAAACAGCAGCAGCAGAGAUAAGAGCAGUGACAGUGACAGUAGGAGUAACAUUAACAGGAGCAGUAACAGUAACAGUAACAGCAGGAGUAACAUUAACAGAAGCAGUAACAGCAGCAGUAACAGUAACAACAGCAGUAACAGUAACAGCAAGCUUAACAGCAACUGAUCGCAGCUAACUAACAGCAGUAAGGCAGCUAAUGUAAACUAACAGUGCUUUUAACAUUGCAGCUGGAGCUAACAGCAGAAUGGCAGCUAAUGUAAACUAACAGUGCUUGCAGCUGGAGCUUUAACAACUGUUAUCUGUGUUAACUGCAUUCUCGUUAACACCAUUCACGCUCUCUGCCACUUGCUCUCUCACUCUCUCUCUCUCUCACACUCUUUAUCUAUCUCUAUCUCGCCCGCGCAAUUAGCGUGACUUGUGUGCCAAACCGACUGAUGUAGAAUUUAGUAAUAAACAAAAACAAAAUCGAAGAGUACGAAUGAAGGAAAUCAAGCAAGACGAACCACACACAACAAACAAACAAAUAGCAAAGAAAACCGUGAAAAAAAUGCAUGCAGUAUAUACUAAAUAUCAUAUGUGUGGUAUUUAGGCGAAAAGCAAAUACAUAAACAGCAGAGACAGGCAACAAGAAGAAAAAGAAGCAGAAACAGUAGCAGAAAAAGUAAAAGUAAAAGAAAAGCCCAAAAUACAUAUUUAGCACAACACACAGUAUGUAAAAAUCCCAUUUUAAUACUAAAUAAACCAUAUACUAAUCUUUUUUUUUUUUUGUGUAGGCUAGUUAGUUUGGUACAAAAUGCAUAAAUUACAUAUAUAAUUAUAUAUAUAAAAACAUUUAUAUAAACCUAAGCAACUCUAUAUACAAGUAUAUAAAGAAAAGAUAUAUAUACAAUUAUAUAUAGAAAGAUGGAAGGCGAAUAAUAAGUUUUAAUUCUCGAAACAAGUUUAUUCAAAAGACGCAACAAGAAAUGCGAGAGAGAAAGAAAAAUACAGAAAUCAAUUCACGUUAAAAGUUUUAUAAAAUUGUAAAUUAUUUAAAGUAUGUAUAUGCAUAUAUAAAUAUAUAAAUUUAUAUAUCUAAAUUAAUUUAAAUUACAAUUAAACAAUUACAAUUAAACGGCAAGUAAAUACUUAGGCAUAGUUCAAUCCCACAAAAUAUACAUAACAUAUAGUAUAUGUAUUAUGUAUGUAGUAUAUAUCUUUUUUUUUUUGAGAGAGAAUAUAAUGUGUGUUUUUUUUUUAAUAAACUAAAUGAAAUCGAAGCAGAAUUAUAUAUAGAGUACAUAUAAAUAUGUAUGCAUUAGCUGUAAUGUAAUGUAAUGAUGAUAAGUGUAAUGUAUUAUGUACUAAUUUGCAUUCGCAACUAAAAAACAAAACAGAAAAUGAGAAGGAGAUGGAAUGAUGUAUGUUAUAGAGAUAGAGAUUUCUAACUACCAUAUAUGUAUGUGUGUAUAAUUCCCCCCGCUCCCCACUCCUAUAUAUUAUAUGUAUGUGUAUGUGUAAAGCAAGAGAAGAGAAGAGAGAAUAUUAAUUGCGUACAUACUAUAUAUAUAAACACGCAGCAUACAAAAUAUAUAUAUACGUAUGCUAAAUAAAUUUACAUUAAUCGAUAACAAUUACAAUUAAACAGUUACAACUAAUUACGAUUUAAAUGUUAAACGAACCACUUCAUACGAGACAUAAGCAAAGCAUGUGUGCGACAGAGAUGCAUUGUAUGUACUCUAGCUGUACAACAUUACACAACACUGCAACGCAACGCAACGCGACACUACACAACACUACACGAUCCUACUGCAGCAGAAAAAAAGCAAAUAAAUGAUUACAAAACAAAAGUGAGGAGAAUUAACGUAAAAUAAAAAAGAAAAGAGAUUAAUUAUUAAUAAUAAUUAAAGUAAACGUAAAACGAUUUCAAUAUAUGAACAGAAAAACAAAACAAAAUUUUAAGAAAUUAAUUGUCAAAACGAAAAACGAAACAAAAAAAGAAGAUAAGAAACGAUAAUAGUUAUACUCGUACGCAUAGCUAACGUAGUUACAGGUACAGUUGCCCCCUGAGUUCCACAUUUGACUGCAGCACGAGACACCCUGUUCUUUUUUUUUUGCAUGCGCCGCUCGAGUUAACCUCAAAAAAAAAAAACAACUACACAUACAACAUGCAUUUUAAAUGAGCUUAACACACACACGCCAAUUAAUAAUUAAUUAAUUUCAUUUUAUUUACAUUAUUUGUUUAAAUUAAGUGAGACUCAUUUAAUUAGCUUAACACACACACUUAGCACAAGCUCAGUAAGGAAUUUCUUUAUGUUCGAUCCGGGGAGGAAAAGGCACUAAAUAGUCUAACUGACAAAAAGUUAAACCAAUUCGUGUAGUGCAUUAACAAAGUGAACUAAUUCAUUAAUCAAUUAAUUAGCCCCAAACUUGCCCCCCCAUUUAAUGAGAGUCAAAACGAAAAUCCCAAAACCAAUUUUAUUUUUUUUUUUUGAUUCGCCUAAGCAAAAAGUAUUAAAUAUUUUAUAAACAUUUUACAUUUUAAUUAUUAUAGUAAAUAUAUUGUAUUUUUUUCGAUUUUCUUCGAUAGCUUAUUAUUCCUUUUUUUUGUAUGUCAAGCUCGUCUUUGUGUAAACUAAUUAUUUUAGUAAUUCUUUUUUUUUUUUAUAUGCUUCACAUAUAUUUUUAAGUAUUUCGUUAGAAUUUUCUUACAAGCGCCGCACAUAAAAGAAGAAAAUAUAGGAAGAAAGGAUCUCGACAAAUGCUAAAAAUAUUUUGCAAAGAACGAAAAAGUUGCUAAAUCAAAACAAAAACAAAAAAAAAAACAAAAUAAUAAGAGAAAA